Gavialis gangeticus (Gharial) is the source of this 2922-nucleotide messenger RNA. It is a transcript of the gene BEND2, whose product is annotated as BEN domain containing 2. The record is from RefSeq and is a predicted model, not a curated record. The transcript is spliced from 12 exons. Lineage: Eukaryota; Metazoa; Chordata; Crocodylia; Gavialidae. Gene Ontology annotation, molecular function: DNA binding. Bases 491 to 2584 code for a protein of 697 amino acids.
CAAGCUUGUGGGCACAAGCCCCCUUCUUCAGGCUGAGGAAUAAGCUACUGGAUGUUGCAAAGCCAACUUGACCACCACAAGAAAACGGGGCUGGAUGAUGACUUUCCCCCAUCUUGGGGACAAGAUCGGGGGUGGGGGGUGGAGGGCUAUAAUAGGCCCGACUCAAACGGGGCUCUGGAGCUUGAAGCUAUCUAGCCGCAGUGGAGGGGGGGGAGGAGAAUCGCCUUAGAGCCCCCCUGGCUUCCGUAGGGCCCCGCCGCCCGCAGCGAGCGGGGAGGGGGCAGCGGGGCAGAGGAGGCACCGCCCCCGCGCGCCGGGCUCCCGUUUGCCGGACGCGCCCCCGGCCGCACUGCGCAGCUGCGCGGGCUCAAAACAGUUUGUUGCAGACGUCGGCGAAGCCGCUUCCGUUUCCAACGCCACAUUCCGGCCCCACCUGCCUACGCCGCCGCCCGGCCCUGGCCCGCCCCAGACCGAGCCCGCCCGCGCCGCCAUGUCCGCGGAGGAUUAUGUUUCUGUGAGCGUUGAGGAUGAUGUUGAAGCUGUGAUAAUUGAAAAUUCUGAAAUGGAAGAUGCAGAAAAUGAACUGUCCACACAAAACUGCUUGUCUGUGGAACAAAAUUCUCAAGUUAACAGUGAUGAUCGCUACAUGACUCAGCUUGCAUAUGGUGGUGAAGGUUUGUCAGUACUGAGUGAACCAGUGGUGUCACAAAUGAGCCAUUCUGCAAGUGUGGAGAGAGAUGGUCACAACCCAGAACAAGUAGACUUUGUUUACGUGCAUAAUAAAAGACGACGACUUGUCCCCUCUCCCUUGGGAAACAGCACAAUGAGAGCCAGGGAAGCAGAAUAUGAAGAUGGUGGAAGUGUCAUUUAUGAAUAUGAACCAGAUUAUGAAUGUGGAAGCAUUAUGUCUGAAGCUUCUUACGCAAGAGAUCAGCAGAAAACCCUUAUGGAUGUCCUCAACUGUUGUCAGGCCAUGUAUGAUGCCAUCCAGAGAUUGGAUAAGAAAUUUGACCUACUCCAUCGAAAGGUCUCAGAAAUGCAGCAUACGCGGGUGAAGUCAUUGCUGUUGAAACCUAGACCCAUUGGAUUUACACACAGAAGUUCCAGUCAUUUACCCCAUGGAAAAAUUAGAGUACAAAAACAGAUGGAGAGGGAGUCAAGUCUUCAGCUCUCUCCCCCAGAACAGGGGAAGCAUAGCCCUGCUAUAAGGGUUAGACUACAAAAGAACCAUCUCCACAGCCGUAUCCAGGCCAACUCUACAAUCAAACCUGUUCAACAAACUCUUCAACUUGAAUCACAACAACCUGUUCUUCGACAGAGCCCACCCCUACCCACUAUCAUUUCCACUCGUUCAUUGCAUUCACCAUUCACAGUGGGUAACAGGAUCUCUGACCUUCCUACACAAGCAAAUCUUGCAAGCACAGUUGUGGAAAGCACAGUCAACAUUGCAUCAGCAGCAGCAGGUUCACCGCUUGUGUCAUCAGUGAUGCCAACACCCCCUGAAACCAGUCUGGGAAGAAACACCAUGAUGAUGAACUACAGAGCUUCUGCAGGAAGUGCGAAAGAGCUGCCAUCAUCAUCUGUCUCUAUCAAUCUUAGUUAUGAGUAUAUUGGUGACCCAUCGAGAAAUAUAAAAGUUCUUGGCAACUAUUUGAUGAAGGCUCGACAAAAAACCAAGCCAAAGUAUGCAGCACGCUACUUAGUUCGUGUCUUGUUCCCCAAAGAAACGUUACUGUGUAGCAUUAUGGGUGUAAGUGCACGGGGGCGCAGAACACUGGAUCCUAACAAGGUUGCUGCAAUAAGAGAAUUUCUUGCAACUAAUUUCCCAACUUAUGAUCUGAGUGAAUAUGGAAAAGACUGGAAAACAUGCAUCACAAAUGUCAAUGCCAUGAUCCGCUGCCUACGCUCUGAAACCAAAAUAAACCCAGAGAUAGCAGAAGGGAAAGAAAAAAUGGCUGACACUCCAGAUACAUCCAUUUGCGUGGAUUUAAAUUAUAGUGGGGAUGAUGGUGAAGUCAAUUCUCAAACCUCUCAGAAAAUGACCAGUGCAACAACAAACAGACUUCAGAACUCUAUAUGGGAUAAAGCCCCAGAGGUGUUCCGUGCAUCUUCGGCCAAUAAACUACCGUCUUUGGAACCAAUGGAACUGCUUGGGAGUCCGUGGCGCAACGUUCAGCUGCCCUUCUCAGUUAUUUAUGUUGCCAAGGGAAAAUCUCGGCCAGAGUUGUCAGCUCGCUACUUGAUACGCCAUCUUUUCACAGAGGACGUACUGGUGAAAAGUAAUGUGUAUGGCAAUCUGGAGCGUGGCAUGAGCCCUCUGGACUGCAAUAAGAUCAAUGCUCUCAGAGACUUUCUUCAGGAGAAUUAUCCAUCUUUUGAUCUAAAGGAAACUGGAUACGAUUGGAAAGCAUGUGUGGCUGCCAUAAACAGUACAAUCCGCAGUCUCAGACAUGAUCACAAGAAGGCUACAGCUGGAGUCCGGAGGAGAGUAUUGGCAGCACCACCACCAAGUGAAAAGAGUCCUCCCCAAAGCCCCACUUCAGUGAAGCCAUAUGAAAGUGACACUAUCAAUCUUACAGACUAAAAAGCUAACAAUCAUUUUGCAUAUUUUUGGAGCCCUGCAGUAGGUUGUACUAUACAAAGCUGAUCUUGUUGGGUAGUCAGCAGCACUAUAUAAUAUACGUCAUGAGACCAAAGUUCGCAGGAGACUUAGGGACCCUGCCUCCUAGAGCCACUGGCACUCAUGCCAGUUAUUGAAAGUACUUCCUUCAUUCUUACUAGGGUUUAACUGGCACUCAUCUGAUCAGCAUCUGCUUCCUCUAAAGUAUCGAGCCCACAUUAGAUUACUUCAACUACAAGAAGCACACUGCAUAUCAGGUCAGGAGCAACAAAGAGGAAGGGGAAAACAAUGUUCCUUCCUCA